AUGAUAAACACAAGCGUGCGUAGUUUGAGAGGCGUCUUUGCACGACAAUGGCUGGUUCAGUUAAUACGUCGAACACCUUGUGGCACUAUUAGUUUGAGACUGUUGUGUAUUCAAGCGACACACAAUCAGGAUUCCCUGUGUCGGAGAAUCGAGAGACUACCCAAAGGAGAAUCCGUUGGCUCUGCUUUCCGCAGUUGGAUGAGAGAUGGCUUCCCCGUUCAUGGCGGUGACGUCUUUCACGCUAUUAACCGUCUCAGAAAGCUCAACAUGAACAAACGUGCCCUUCAGGUAAUGGAAUGGGUGAUUAGGGAGAGACCCUACAGGCCUAGGGAACUAGAUUACUCUUACCUUGUGGAGUUUACUACUAAGCUUCAUGGGAUUUCACAUGGUGAGAAGCUCUUCUCCAGAAUUCCGGUUGAGUUUCAGAAUGAGUUGCUCUACAACAAUCUAGUGAUUGCAUGCUUGGAUAAAGGUGUCAUAAGGCUUUCACUUGAGUACAUGAAGAAAAUGAGGGAAUUGGGGCUUCCCAUUUCCCACUUGGUUUUCAACCGUCUCAUAAUUCUGCAUUCCUCGCCAGGCCGCAAGAAGAUGAUACCCAAGUUGCUCACCCAAAUGAAGGCUGAUAAAGUUACCCCACAUGUGUCCACCUACAAUAUUUUGAUGAAAAUAGAGGCCAGUGAGCAUAAUCUUGAGAAUUUAGUGAAGGUCUUCUAUCGAAUGAAAGAAAUACAGGUUGAACCAAAUGAAAUAUCUUACUGCAUUUUGGCUAUUGCUCAUGCAGUGGCCCGAUUAUUUACUGCAACUGAAGCAUAUGUGGAAGCUGUGGAGAAAUCUAUUACAGGGAAUAACUGGUCAACAUUGGAUGUCCUACUUAUGUUGUAUGGGUAUCUGGGGAACCAAAAGGAGCUGGAAAGAAUUUGGGCCAUCAUUCAAGAACUCCCCUCCGUUAGAUCUAAAAGUUACAUGCUAGCCAUUGAAGCAUUUGGUAGAAUUGGACAGCUAAACCGAGCUGAAGAACUUUGGUUAGAAAUGAAAUCAACCAAAGGAUUGAAAUCUGUAGAGCAAUUCAAUUCAAUGAUUUCUGUAUAUUGCAAGCAUGGAUUUGUCGACAAAGCGGCUAAACUGUACAAAAAUAUGAAGGCAACUGGCUGUAAACCAAAUGCCAUAACUUAUCGUCAGCUCGCACUGGGCUGCUUGAGAUCUGGUAGGACAGAGCAAGCUUUAAAGACAUUAGAAUUGGGUUUGCGUUUGACAAUUAGCAAGAGGGUUAGAAAUUCAACCCCAUGGUUGGAGACUACUCUUUCUAUUGUUGAGAUUUUUGCUGAAAAAGGUGAUGUGGGAAACGUUGAGAGAUUGUUUGAAGAAUUUCAUAAAGCAAAGUAUUGUAGAUAUACUUUUGUAUAUAAUACCUUGAUUAAGGCUUAUGUAAAAGCUAAGAUUUAUGAUCCAAAUCAUUUGAAAAGAAUGAUUCUUGGGGGAGCAAGACCAGAUGCUGAAACUUACAGUCUUUUAAAAAUUGCUGAACAGUUUCGAACUUGA
This is a messenger RNA of Sphenostylis stenocarpa, 1539 nucleotides long. NCBI's taxonomy places the organism in Eukaryota, Viridiplantae, Streptophyta, Magnoliopsida, Fabales, Fabaceae. The record is from the annotation of a GenBank genome assembly.